This is a messenger RNA of Caenorhabditis angaria, 687 nucleotides long. Lineage: Eukaryota; Metazoa; Nematoda; Chromadorea; Rhabditida; Rhabditidae. The record is from the annotation of a GenBank genome assembly.
AUGGCUGCGGAGAAGGAUAAUUCCGAUGCGAAGAAUCAGGUAAAUUUGAGGAUAAUCUGGGAAAAUUGGGUUUCACUUUGAUUUUCAGAUGGAGAUUCAGAAUUUCCAGCUCCCCUUCUUGAAUUUCAUGAUUUUUCAGAUAACUUUCUUCUUUCCCACAAAAAAUGGCUGAAAAUUAGAUUUUCAGCCAGAUUCUCUUUUUCUAAAAAAUCAGACUUUUUUUGAGAAAAAAGUCGGAUUUUUCCUGAAUUUUCAGACGGAAAUUUGUACGGAAUUCUUAUCUGAAAAUUUCCAAAUUUAUUGAUUAUAGUGAAAUUUUGAAAUGGAACAAUUCAUCAAAAAAAUCCGAAUUUCCAAAUUUUUACACAAAAAAUCAUAAAAAAUGUUCCAUCUGCUGACUAUUGACUUCAAAAAAUUCCACCAAAAAUCUUCAAUUUUUUCUAGUUCCUCUACGACGAGAAUAAUCCAUUCGUAAUCUGCUCUCGCAAUUUUGUCCCAUUAUAUCGUUGUCAACCAUUGUACAAAUGCUCAUUCUGCAGAGCAUCGUAUUCCGAAGGUUUGGAAAGCGAAUUGUGCGUGCGAUGUUUGUCAGAUAUCCAAAAUUGGCAAAAAUGUAUUGGGAUUGAGAAUUUCAACAUUAAACAAUUAAAUUCCUUUCAAUUCAAAUGUGUGAUGAUAAUUAAUUAA